GGAGAAAAAAACAACUUCGUUUUUUCGACUUCAUCACUAAACCUAGGAGGGCUUAACCUCAGUCUCAGUUUCAGUCUCAGUCUCAGAAGACACAACCACUCUUUCUUGCUUGAUCUCCAUUAAUUAUCCUCCAUUUCAAUCUCUAUCACUGCCUGAAACUUGUCCUUCCAUAUCCUCAAACCUCCAUUACUGUCCAACAAGAAGAACCACAAUAAUCCAUUACUGUCCAACAAGAACAAAUACAAACAAAAGCCAGAAAUUUUCACGACGAUGUCAAUGGUGAUGAAGAGAGUAGGAUCUUCAUUCUUUACUACACAUCUUCGUGGUCCUUCAUUUCCUCAUACUGGUACUUUUUCUUUCUAUUUCCCCCUGUUUUACCAGUCUUCUAUUGAACGAUUACAUUGCCAAAGUUAUGAUUAUCGUCAAUUGAUUAUUCAAUGUAAUUUAGGGUUUACUAAAAUUGAUGAUGCCCUUUAUCUGUUUCGCCAAUUGAAAUCGUUACAUCCUCCACCUUCUAUCAUUGAUUUUAAUCUAUUGUUUUCGACCAUGUUGAAGAUGAAACCGAAUCCCCCUUUUUCUACUGUUAUUUCUCUUUCUAGGGAGCUUUAUUUGUCAGAAAUCCGUCCAGAUUUGUUUUCCCUCAACAUAUUAGCUAAUUGUUUCUGUCGAUUAGGCUAUGUAGAUUAUGGGUUUUCGAUACUUGCCAUUAUCAUUAAGUUAGGACAUGAAGCUAAUAUGGUUACCUUCAAUACUUUACUAAAUGGUCUUAUUCGGUCUCAUCGAUUCCAUCAAGUGGAUUUGUUGCUAGAUAAAAUUAUCUAUCUUGGCUUUCAAGCUACCGUUGUUACUUAUGGAGCUAUGUUUAAAGGUCUUUGUAAAGUAGGAAACAAUGUUGGUGCUCUUCGUUUACUUGAUAAAUUGGAAUGUCAUGGACAUUGUAUUCCUGAUAUUGUUAUAUAUAGUACUAUUAUUGAUAGUCUAUGUAAAGAUCAACUUUUACCACAAGCUCUCAACCUCUUUGCUAAGAUGAAAAAGAAGGGCAUUUUCCCGGACAUCAUUACAUGGGCUUCAUUACUUCAUGGAUUUUGUGAAGCUGGACAAUUGGACGAGGCAAUGGAGUUGAUAGAUAAAAUGGUGAUUGAAGGGGUUUCUCCUAAUAUUGUCACCUAUAAUACUCUACUAGAUGGCUUAUGUAAAGUUGGACAACUUAAAAAGGCAAUAGAUGUGUUUUUAUCUCUCACAUCUAAAAGAUUAAAGCCAGAUUUACAUACUCACACCAUAAUGAUUAGAGGACUUUGUAAAGGAGGUUUAGUUGGUGAAGCAUAUGAGCUCUUCAAGAAAAUGGAGGAUGAUGGAUGUUCUCCGGAUGCGUGUGCCAUGAACACGAUAAUCACGGGAUUAUUUAAAGCUAAUCAUCUUUGCAAGGUUUUUGAGCUUGUAAAUCGUAUGACUAACAAACAAUUCAAGGCUAAUGCUACCACAACUUUAUUGUUUCAAGGUUUAUUAACUCAUGACAAUGUUAGUGAUGCACAAAAGGAAUUAAUUGUACAAAUUUUGAGAUCUAACAAUGUAUGUUUUGACGGAUCUAAGGCUCUGAUAUUGUUGUUCAACAUCAUUGCAUUAUGUUCAUGCUCAGUUGUUCACUACCAAUCUUCCAUGAUCUUAGCAAUGGAGUUGAUGGAUAAAAUGGUGAGUGAAGGGGUGUCUCCUAAUAUUGUCACCUAUAAUACUCUAAUAGGUGGCUUAUGUAAAGUUGGACAACUUAGAAAAGGAAUAGAUGUGUUUUUAUCCCUCACAUCUGAAAGAUUAACUCCAUGUUUACAUACUUACACUAUAAUGAUUAGAGGACUUUGUAAAGGGUGUUUAAUUGGUGAAGCAUAUGAGCUCUUCAAGAAAAUGGAGAAUGAUGAAUAUUCUUCUGAUGCACUUGCCAUGAACACGAUAAUCAUGGGAAUAUUUAAUGCUAAUCAUCUUAGCAAGGUUUUUGAGAUAUGGCCGACAAUGAAGAGCUUGGAGGAACUUGAACUAGAUGUUAACACACAUAAUGAUAUGAAUCUCAUGUGGAAUUUUCAGAAACUCAUAGUAUUGCUAUUGGCCAUGGAGGAGUUGGUGCGCCUCUUAUUGCAUUGGCUAGUUCCAAAGCUGAAGAUGUUCAUGAAGCAGCUACUGGAGCUCUUUGGAACCUUGCCUUCAACCGUUGUAAUGCACUGCGGAUUAUAGAAGAAGGUGGUGUUCGUGUCCUUGUUCAUCUCCGUUUCUCUUCUGUGUCGAAGAUGUCGAGGUUUAUGGAUGCAUUGGCAUCAGCAUAUAUGUUUGAUGGAAGGUAAGUAUUUAAACUUUGUUUGCCUUGUUUACAUAAGUGUUGAGUUAUCUUGAAUUUGCCUUCUUGAUAUGUGGGAACUAAUGGUAUUUCAUCAAGAUUUGUGGGGAAAACAUCUACCUUAUCUCAAACUUAGAUUCAAAAUGACUAUUAAUUCCUGCACGACCAUGUUGCAUGACUAAAGGUGUUCAAAGCUGAUACGGUGAUUUGAUUUUUAAUGGACCGACCUUAUAACCGAAUUCGAUUUUGACCAACUAUGCAAAAACCAAUAUGAGCACAAUGUCCAAUUUCGAACCAAUUUAAAGCACCCAAUUUCAUAAUUUCCUUUGUUAGAUUAUUUAUUUACUUAUAUAUAACUUUUUGGAAUUAAGAGUCGGACAUUAUUGUUGUUUAUUUGCAUAUUUAAAUUACAAAAGAAAUUAGUCUAAAAAAUGUCAAUUAAAAUGACAAAUGUGACCCAUUGAUCAUGCUCAAAGUCAUUUUGCCCUCUACAAGCGGCUAUGAUAAAAAUGCGAGUUUUUUUUUUUUUAAAAAAAAAAAUAAAUCAAAUGUAGAAUUUUUAAAAGUUAACCACUUAAAGGUUUGAUUUUUAGUUUUGACUUUUCCAAAAUUAAUACAGAGAUCAAAAUGUAAAUUGUGCUGUUAUUCUAGAAGUACAUCUGCCUUUGAUUUUGUAUCAAGAUUUGCAGUUGAUCUCCGUUUAAGUUUCCAUAUUUCUUUACAUGUAUUCCUUCCAUCUGUGACAAUUGACAAACAUGACAUGUUAAUUAAUUAAAAUAUAUAUUUGAACUUAUUACCAUUAAUUAUAAAGAAAAUAGAAUAAAAAUAAUAAUUACCUUCCUUUUCUGGCAACAAAAUUUUAUUCUUCUUACUAAAAUCAUGACCAUUACUUAACACCUAACUUUACCUCAUUAAAACUAUUAUUUAAAUAAAAGUAGAUAAUUAUAGUUUACUUUAUGAAUUAGAUUCGAGGUUAGAUUCUAUGAAUCAGAAUUUAUGAGGAAAAUAAAAUAAAAAAUUAUUAUUGUGCAAGCAUGGUCUUUGGGGUAUAAUAUAUGAAAAUAACAUAAUUUUUUUUUGCUAAAAUUCUAAAAUUAGUUUUUCAGUAUUGAGACCAAAAAAAAUUUACAAAUUAUAAUUGUUAGAUAUUGACCCAAAACAAAAAAUAGCGGAAAAAUUAGUAUAGUGUAGCUCAAAUUUAUUGACAUAAAACACAAAAUUUACCUACUUUUUAGAAAAUAAAUUGUAUCAAUCGAAUUCAAUUAGAUAUCUAAAUACUAUUAAGAUUUAACAGAUCUAAAUCGUACAUCAUCAUGAUAAUAAUAGAAUGUAUGAGUCUAACUAAAAAAAGCCACGAUAUAUAGCAAUAAUAGUAAUAAUAUUAUUAUUAUUUUUAUUAUUUGUAUAAGAAAUUUAGAGGACAUCGGCACGCAGUUGCUAGCAUGAGAUCAUCAAAUGAUUUCAACGUUAAGGUUAGUGAUAAUAAAUUCAGUAAAUCUAGUCAUAUUUUAUGAUUAUAAAUUAAAAAUCAAUUAAUACGAGUGUUUUGAUGGAAAAAUGGACAUAUUUUAAGGGAUAAAAUUUAAAACGAAAUAUAAAAAAGAAUUUAGGAGCUGCAAACAUUGAAGAAAAGAUAAAAUAGAAUUGUUUAAAUGAUUUGGGCUUGAGCAAAGACUAAACGAAUCAAUAAGAAGGAUAGAAAGUUAAAGCUCGGGAGUUAAAAGCUAUAAUCUUGUAAAAAUGAAGGGAGUAAUAAUCGACCAAAAAAUUAAUUUGAAAAUUAAAGCCGUAGAAUAUGUUAUUUAUAUCAGCCUAUCAUAUAUUCUCCUAAAGUCUAGAAAGAUGAAAAAAAAAAAUACUUACCAACAAA
Molecule: messenger RNA, 4190 nt
Organism: Amaranthus tricolor (Joseph's coat)
Lineage: Eukaryota; Viridiplantae; Streptophyta; Magnoliopsida; Caryophyllales; Amaranthaceae
Product: pentatricopeptide repeat-containing protein At1g63080, mitochondrial-like
Exons: 5
Coding region: 271-2220 (649 amino acids)
Molecular function (GO): protein binding
Source: RefSeq, a predicted model, not a curated record